Anneissia japonica is the source of this 2044-nucleotide messenger RNA. Its product is annotated as protein Wnt-3-like. The record is from RefSeq and is a predicted model, not a curated record. Gene Ontology annotation, biological process: cell fate commitment; multicellular organism development; canonical Wnt signaling pathway. Bases 41 to 766 code for a protein of 241 amino acids. The transcript is spliced from 2 exons. NCBI's taxonomy places the organism in Eukaryota, Metazoa, Echinodermata, Crinoidea, Comatulida, Comatulidae. Gene Ontology annotation, cellular component: extracellular region. Gene Ontology annotation, molecular function: frizzled binding; cytokine activity.
AAGGGAGUCUGCGUUUGUGCAUAGUAUACUUGCAGCAGGCAUGGUGCACGCAGUUACGCGAUCAUGCUCACGUGGUGAUCUGCUGACAUGUGGGUGCGAUGGACGUCACCGUGGACCUCGAAACCACAAUUAUGACAUCACUCCUAAUGAAACAUGGAAGUGGGGUGGAUGCAGUGAAGAUGUCAUGAGCGGAGUAAAAUUUAGCAGAAGUUUUUUAAACCCAGGAGAAGACAACAGAAACGCACGAUCAGCGAUGAAUCGACACAAUAAUGAAGCAGGCCGUCAGGCUGUCAUAAAUUCCGUAGAGCUCGCUUGUAAAUGUCAUGGGAUAUCGGGAACAUGUGAAUUUAAAACAUGUUGGUGGCAACAAACUUCGUUUCGCAAACUUGGUGACAAUCUCAAAGUUCGCUACGACAGCGCCAAGGAGAUGGUGGUCAUUCCACAGGUGACAACACGCGGCAGCGAAUAUUCACUCAAACCAAAGUACAAAAUGUUCAAGAAACCAACAAAAAGUGACUUAGUUUACUACGAAACAUCUCCAACCUACUGCGAUUAUGAUCCAGACAAUGGAUCGUUUGGCACAACAGGACGAGUGUGCAACGCGUCAUCGCACGCUAUUGACGGUUGUGAAUUAAUGUGUUGUCAACGCGGGUACAGGACGCAGCGGGUGGAGAGAAUUGAACGUUGCGAUUGCCAAUUCAUAUGGUGUUGUGAGGUCGUCUGCAAGCAGUGCAAACGGGAAUAUGACGUUCACACGUGUAAAUAAUGAUUUGUAAUACAAAAUUAAUAGUAGUACCGUAAAACCUAUAAAUAAUAAGUGAAGCCGUGUCGCGCCCACGACAAUCGCUUGUUAGGAAGCUCAACUGAGCCAUAGGUAUGAGUCGCAGAACAUGACAACCGUCCACUUCAACAAACCAAACAAGUGGUUCUGAAGGAAGAAAUUGCACUUUCAAUAUGGCCUACUCUAUUAUAGCAUAGAUCUUAUGCAGCAACUCCUGUGAUAUAAUUCACAUUGUCAGGGUAAAUUAUUACAACCAAGACAAUUAAAUAAAAUUAAAUUACGUUUAAUUGCCUUGAUACAACGUAUUUACAUAUUUGCGUUUUAUUUUUAGAAAGUAUGCAAUAUUUUAAACGCAACUAUGAAAUAUAAAAGUGCUUUGCGAAUGAUAUUGUGUAAGCUUACAUUAUGUGCGUACUGUAUUUAUUAUCAGAAAUAAACAAAAACAAUAGCAAAUGCACGAAUAUGGAAGCUAGGUUGAGUUUAAUCAGACUCAUUAUUCAGUUAUUCGUAUUUAUAUAAAUAUACAUAUAAAUAAUGUAAAUAACUAAACUUCUUUCAUCUUGAAGAAAUAUAUGAUAUUGUGUAUAAUACUAUUUAUAUUUAUUGCAGUUGGUACUAAAUUGCAGAUUAGAUUAUUUGAAAUGGAUUUACGUAAGUCUAGUUUUAUAGUUGAUUUUAUUCAAUUGUUUCGAAAUUCCUAUUAUUUCAAAGAAAUAAAACGGAAAUCUUGUAGAGAAAAUUAAGAAUUGUCUGAUAUUGUAUUAUUAUGACGUCACACGUCAUAUUUGAAAGAUUUAUUUGAAUGCCAGUAUCGUUACAAAUUAAGCAUUUGAAAUGGUCUUCUUGCCGUUGUAUUUUAGUCGUCUCAUGUUUUAAACUAAUCACUAAUCACAUUUUUUUAGUGUUUAAAUUUAGAUUGAAUCUUUUGCUUGGCUGGUAUUCAGAGCGCGUAGCAUCUAUUUCAGAGGAGCAGCAUAGAUCAGUUGGUUAAACUUUUGGUACUGUGGUAUUCUGGGGAAGACACGUUAAAAAGUAUUUGGUUCCGUGUACAAUAUAGCUCCUGUACGUAGUAUAACCAAAAAGAGAAAGAAAAUGUCUUAUUGAUCAGAUACCGUAAUACUUACAGUAAUAAAAGUUAUUUAAGAUGAUUUUUCUGUCGGUGAUGAAAGAUAAAAAAUACGGUACAUUGAGGCAUGCCGAUAGGGGAUUAAACUCGCAAAAAAAAAAAAAAAAAAAAAAAAAAAAAAAAAAAAACCGCUUUAA